Molecule: messenger RNA, 1110 nt
Organism: Exophiala viscosa
Lineage: Eukaryota; Fungi; Ascomycota; Eurotiomycetes; Chaetothyriales; Herpotrichiellaceae
Exons: 4
Coding region: 1-1110 (369 amino acids)
Molecular function (GO): oxidoreductase activity, acting on NAD(P)H
Source: RefSeq, a predicted model, not a curated record
AUGCCUCACAAGGCUAUCUGGGUGAAUGGUGAUGCCACCCAGGAGAUUAAGACAGUGGAGGGAGGAUACAAACCAUCGGCGGAUGAGUUGCUGUUGAAGACAAUAUGCGUUGGAGUAAAUCCAGGAGAUUAUAAGUAUUUACUGCCUUGGACCUUCUCAGAGUUCAUCAUACUCCAGGACUGGCAUCCAGAGGUUUUUGGGGCCGUCAACACGAUUGAAGGAUUCGAUGUUGUCGGCGAGGUCGUUGAGGUUGGGUCUGAACAGUCCAACUUCAAGAUUGGCGAUAAGGUUUUGACGUUUACAAGAGGCAUUGGACCGCCUGAAUGGGGAGGAUCUCAGGAAUAUUUCCUUGCACUUGCCGUGACGACCUGGAAAUUUGAUGAAAAUGUGUUGAGCGAAGAGGAAGCCGCCACCAUUCCUUUGACCUCCUGUACAGCUUGUGAUGGUCUUUACAAUCGAAUGCAGCCCCCCCUUCCGCUACCGUGGGAGCAAAAGUGCGACUGGCCAAUCCUUCUUUGGGGAGGUUCAAGCCAGGUUGGGAUUCAGGCCAUACAAUUUGCGAAAAUCAGUGGUUGCAGCCCGAUCAUCGUCACUGCAUCCCCCCGGCAGCACGAUUACCUCAAGAGUUUAGGAGCUGACCAUGUCUUUAAUUACCGUGACGAAGAUGUCGUCAGCAAGAUCAAAUCUGUCAUACCACCCGGCAAGACUUUAUCGCACGCUUACGACUGCGUCGGGGUAGAUAUUACCCCCUUAGAAGAGGCCGUUGCCCCCGGCGGAUCAAUUAUCUUGGCCUUACCGCCCACGCGCCCCAGCCCAAACCACCAUGCUGAGAUGGCUAUCGCUGGGAUUAUCCAGGAUCUGGAGACUUUCAAAACCGAGGACUUCAAAUUCCAUGAGGGAGAACCUCACGACUCCAAAGGGGCCCUGAGGUUAAGAGCCAUGAUGGCCUGGACAAUGGAACAUGUUGGGAAAGAGUAUAAGCCCGCCAGGGUCAGGCAUUUGUCCGGUAAAGGGAUGUACGACGCAUUUGAGGCAUUCGAAUUGAUGAGGGCGAACAAAAUCAAUGCAGAGAAGGUUGUAUGGCGUAUGUCGGAAACUCCAGGUUUAUAG